Strigops habroptila (Kakapo) is the source of this 1591-nucleotide messenger RNA. RefSeq names its product sarcospan (gene SSPN). The record is from RefSeq and is a predicted model, not a curated record. NCBI's taxonomy places the organism in Eukaryota, Metazoa, Chordata, Aves, Psittaciformes, Psittacidae. The coding region runs from base 1 to 942 and encodes 313 amino acids. The transcript is spliced from 3 exons. Gene Ontology annotation, cellular component: dystrophin-associated glycoprotein complex; sarcolemma.
AUGUGGCAUUUCGAAGCUCUGACAAUCUGCUCCAAAUGUUUUCCAUAUUUGUUCAACCUCCUUGAUUCAAAUACCAGGAACAACUCAGCCAGCACAAAGCAAAGCUUUGGGGGGCAAAAAACCUCACACCCCCAUCAGCGUGCGCACACACAUGCACGUGAAAACCUAAAGUUCAUCGACAUGGGAAAGAAGGAGAAGAAACCCCAGCAUAGCACGUCCCUGAAGGCACCUGAAGGGGAGAAAAGCACUGACUCAAGCAAAACGCAGGAGUCUGCGAUGAAGAAGAAGAAGCAGCGGAAGAAAACCAAGGGGGAUCCCAAAACUGGCCAGGAGGAGGAAUCCCAUACUUGUUGUGGCUGCCGUUUCCCGCUGCUGUUCGCUUUGUUGCAGCUGGCAUUAGGCGUCUCUGUAACAGUGCUGGGCUUCCUUAUGGCAAGCAUCAGUUCUUCUCUGCUAGUCAGAGACACUCCAUAUUGGGCUGGGAUAAUUGUCUGUGUGGUGGCCUUAGUGGGAUUUGUUAUGCUUUGUAUUUCGUACCAACCCGAUGAGAAGACAUGUGUGCAGUUCACGGUAAAGUUGAUGUAUUUUCUCCUGAGUGCCUUGGGUCUGGUUGCCUGUGUUUUGGCAGUGGCUUUUGCUGCACAUCAUUAUUUGCAGAUGACAAAAUUUACCUGCGACACCAUCCUUGAGUCCUGCCAGUGCAAACUGGACACGGCAGACCCCCUCGGUAGGACCUUCGUCUACCAGGAUGCAGCUGACUGUGGCAGCCUCACCAGCAUGCUCAACCUGUACUUACUUCUGCAGAUGGCUCUCAAUCUAGUCUCAGCCCUGGCGUGUCUAUCGGCAUGCUUCGUGAUGUGGAAGCACAGAUACCAGGUCUUUUAUGUGGGAGUUCGGUUCUACUCUUUAACUGCUACUGAAGGCCAGAAACAGAAAGUAUAGGUCUGGGCUGGCAGGGGUUAGCCAAGGAAUGGAAUAUGUCAGCAUACUGCCACCAUAGAUACCACAGAUGGAUGAGUGUUUACAAGGUUUUUGACAGGGAAAAACAUUCACACAGUUUAAUGAAUACAUUUUUCAAUCAUUUUAAAAGCAUUUCAUAUGGCUGCUCUUGCAAAAGGUCUCUUGUGAGGUGAUGUAGAGGUCACAAAGUCCUAAAGAUGCAGCUGUACAAAUACUCACCAAAGAGGAUCUUUAAUAGCCAUAGACGAAAUGAGAGCUUAAAAAAUCAUUGGGAACUCAUCUGCAGGGCUACAGCUGUUAAGAAAUAGGGUCUGUUUCUAUCACUGGUAUCUGUUCUUGCCUUCAGAGAAGCUAUACCAAUUUGUACUAGACAAGGAUCUGGUCCAAAGUGCUUAAUUAUAAUUAUGCUGAUCAUGCCUAUGGAAUACACUGUCUCUUGGAUGCUCUGGGUAUAAUCCACAAUAACCUGAUGAGGGCUUAAUAUAUGGAAAAUUAAUAAGGGAGGUCAAGACCUCUUCAAAUGAAGGUUUAGACCAACAGCAAAGUGAAUAUAUUGACAACUGCCAUAUAAAAUAUAUGUAAGACUCUUCAGAGUGACUAAUGAUACAGGUUACCAAUUACUAAUAAACAA